Molecule: messenger RNA, 387 nt
Organism: Paramecium primaurelia
Lineage: Eukaryota; Ciliophora; Oligohymenophorea; Peniculida; Parameciidae
Source: the annotation of a GenBank genome assembly
AUGAUGUCUGUUUCAUAAGUUGAUACUUAUUUCAGUUUUGGAAUCUCAAAUCUAAAUAUUAUGAUCUAAAGAUGUUAACCUUUAUGCAAAACUUGUAUUGGUCCUAAUUAGAAUGAUUGUACUGAAUGGAUAAUUGAAUAGAAUUCAUACAAUCAAAAUUGUAAUGAUGGUUAUAUAUUUGACAUCGAAUAAUAAAAAUGUUUAUUAUGUCCUAUGGGUUGUCAGAAAUGUUUAGAUUAAGUAACAUGUUUGAAAUGUGAAGAUACAUUUACAUAAUAAGGAAGCAGUUGUUAUUGUUUGAAUGGAUAUAUUGAUGAAUUUACAUUAGAUUGUAUAGGUAUGUUAUUUUAUUAUAUCUUAUUAGCAAAUAUAACUAAUCCUUUAUGA